AUGGCUGAAGCAAAUAAGAGGAACAAGUCCAAAUUUGACGGACCUACACAUUCUGGAGGUUCAAUUCCAUUUCAUGAGCAUGCAAGGCGGUUGGAAGAUGGGGUCACAGAUCCGUCUACCCUGGGUUGGGCUGUGUUCAAGCAUACACACACAUCUAAAGAUGAUCGUGACAAGUGGUGCAAUGACAAGGCAAAGGCAACAGCUGAUGGCUUUACGAGACUUAGGGAAGAGAGAGACAGUCAAGUCAUUCCAGGAGAGGAUGCUAGCAGUGUUGCCUCGGAUAAUGAUUUGAUCGUGCAGGCAUCUGGUGGGGUUAACCUUAAAGGACGGUUAUACGGUUUAGGUACACUGGGAGGAGCAUAUAAGAAAUCUCGACUCUCCAAUAGGCUACCACUUGGAGUGUCCCAGCAAGAGCAUGACAGGAUGCGCACAUUGAUUAUGCAGUUGCAGGGUACAGUUGCACAACAAGAGAAGAGGGCUGCACAGCAAGAGGAGAGGGUUGCACAACAACAAGAGAAGGCUGCACAGCAGGAGAAAAAGGCUCAGCAACAAGAUAGUCUCAUGGUUAUGCCCCUUUUCAUUAGUAUAUGUCUUGGACAUUUAUAG
Messenger RNA from Gastrolobium bilobum, 606 nucleotides. RefSeq lists its product as uncharacterized. The record is from RefSeq and is a predicted model, not a curated record. NCBI's taxonomy places the organism in Eukaryota, Viridiplantae, Streptophyta, Magnoliopsida, Fabales, Fabaceae. Bases 1 to 606 code for a protein of 201 amino acids. The transcript is spliced from 3 exons.